GUUUUGCUUUCGCGUUCGUCGAUGAUUGCCAAAUUGCAAAAAUAACUUUUAAAUUAGUUAUUAGACAAAACAUAAAUUAAAGUACUUCGCUUAAAAUUAUCCUUCAAAAGAAGGUAACGGAUUUAUGCAAAAUAAUUUUUGUCAAUGUGCUUAUUUACUGACUAUCAAGAAUCAUUGUAAUUAAUAUUCAUGACUACGUUUUCAAUUUGAAGACUUCUUAAAUUAUCUGGUUACCAUCUAUCUUUCUGCUGGGGAAGGACAAAGGAGAAGGAACUACCGAAAAUGGCUGACGCACGUGAGUUAAAUAUUUUUAUGAGAGAAACUAAUCUUGAAGUGGUGCUACUUAAUCUAUUUAAUUAAGCUGAUCAUGUAAAAUCAGCAUAUAACGUUAGUAGGUUAAUUAGUAUAAAUUUACACGAUCGAUAUUAAUGAAUCGCACGUUGGAAAUUCCGGUUAAAAAAUUUCUUACACAUAAAUAUGAAUAUUUUUUUUUAAUUUGGCAAAGGAACGUUCUUUAGUUUAAACGGCUAAAAUCACCCUUACGACUUUGAUGUUUGGGUCUGUGUCCAUGGAAUCAUAGCUUUCUUCAUUAGAAUGUGGGGAUCCUUAAAACUUCAAUGGUUUAGUCGGCAAAUUUGGAGAGAUAGCUUGCGGCUACCCACGAAAUUAUAUCCUGAAUGAAUCCCUAAACCUAACCUGAACCCUAAGCUAUCCCUAAACUUAACCUGAUAACUAACUUAUCCCUAACCUGUGUUUUGGCAUGAUCGAAACCAGGGACAAAUUGCUCAAAUGACGUCAAGGAGCUAUCUCUCUAAAUUAGCCAAUGAAAUCAGUUUUGAUAGAGAGGCAGUUAUAAAUAUUAAAAAGUAACUUGUCUGAACAGUAGUCUACUUCCUUGAAGUCCUCGCCUUACUUUUGGUAAAAAAGCAAAGUUCAUAUAUCAGAAACACAUCCUUGCUGAACACCAGUGUCACUGGUGGGGAAAGUUGCGUGCUAAAAGUGCUGUCUUUUGAUUAGUUGAAAAUGAAGUACUCGUAUGUUGAAACUUGGUAACACAAGGGAGAUUACUGCUUAAAUUGUAUUGGAAAUGGGUGCCGGCGCAACAGUUUAUGCUUAGGAAAUAUUUGUUUCAGAAUGAGUUUAGUUUUAGAAAGCGUUUAAACCGAUAGAUUUUCAUUUGAGGUUUAAAAGCCCAGUAGAGUCCAUAUUAUAAAUUAUCAUAACUUUCCGUGGACAAAAUCUGUUUCAUUCAUAAGAAUUUACCACUUGACCAUCCAUGUGCAAAAUGAUUUUCUGGGGAGGGGAGACCGCUACCCACACCUCUCCCCCCUCUUUAAAUUUAAAUACCAACAUAAGAAACAAAAAUCUUCUACCCUUCCUCAGAAUUCAUCUCCCUAUUUUCAAAACUAUUAAGUAAAGACAACAAAAACUUUAAGUCUUUAAAUUUAAGUGACCACAAGCAUAAAUAUUGCAUUCUUUUGGAUACUGUGCUGUAGACACAAGUUGACCUGGGGGAACUCCAUGACCCCAAUGUACUGUGGAACACAUUGCUGGCCUUACCGCUAACCUAAAAUCAAACUUGUUUAAUCUUGAUGAUUUUGAGAUGUCAUUUACGAUUGUACGCCAAGUUCUAACAGAACUGGGUUUUUAAGAUACCGGGUUAAAAAAUAUUUACAUUACGUAAGUUUUUUCGAUAUAGAAAGAAUUAAAAAAUUUAACAGUACGAUUUCGGUUGUUUUAAUUUCCAUUCUACAUCCAGCACUGAAUAAAUUAAGAAAUAUGAUUGGUUGGGCGCGGACCACAACUACAAUUAUAUUACAUUUUCCCUGAGAGGGGAAUGUGGUGAUUUUGAUUUAAAUUUUGUGUGCAGGUUUUUUCAAAAUGAACUUGCUAUACACGGCUACAGUAAUAUUAAUCAUUAAUGUGAUCACCCUAGUGACAUUUUUGAAGGGUUGUUGAUAAUUUUGAGAUUAUGCAUAGGCUGUGACUAUUCGCACCCGGGUACCAGAAGUGAGAGGUUGGGAUUAAAAAGUAUUUAAAAUAUAAUUGUUGGGUUUGUAAGACAAAAUGAGGUAUCGAAUGAAAGAUAAUUGAAUGGUCUAUAUGUUUGUAUACUUCUUCUUCAGUUAAAUUAAAAUAAACUACCACAAAUGACAUCUGACUAAAGCAGGGCUCUCAAACUCGCAGGCCAUUUGCAAAAUAAUGAAAAUAUAUUCAAAUUUUAAUGGUUACGCAAAAUAUAUUGACCCUUAUUGGUUUUUCAAUAUCGUAAUGAAACUUAGUACACUCAUUAAAAAUGCAAUUGUUUAAAGAAUGACACCCAGCUCACUGCAUUGCAAUUAUUCAGGAUCUGCAAAUUACAUAUGCAGACCUGUUAAUACUCUACGAUUUUGGUGUACAAUUUACGAUUUUGAGGUUUAUACAUAAAUUAUACAUACUGUAUGUUUAUGUUUUUACUAUUAAGAUAAUGUAUUGAACGAUUUUUUGAUGAUAUUGUAUGAUUUUAAGAGUUUGAGAGUAAGCAGGCCAGCUUAUGUGGGAUCACACAAAUUUUGGGGGGUGCAUGGCAUAUGUAAAAGAAAAAAAUAUUAAAAUUAAAAAAAAAAAAUUUUAAGCAGGUGCUAUUAUAUUGAGAAUUUCAAUGGGAAGUUUGAAGUCUAUAGCUAUAACACUUCUCCUGAUACAUUUGGCAUUCAUCAAGAAUCUGAAAAGUGCAAAGUUUAGAAAAAUUCAAGCUCACGCACACAGUUAUAUUAUUUAAAAGAAUUGAUGAAAUUUAAACAAACUAGUUUGAGUGUUGGAUUGCAAAUGUAGGGACACCAUAUCAAGGCAAGGGCUGGUGGCUGUAACAUUAAGCUUUCCUUUAAAAUAAAAAUAAAACCUUUCAUUAACAUUGUUACGCACUGACUUGUAUUGGGAGAAAUUAAUCUCCUAUUUUAAUUUUGAUUGGCUCGUUGUAAGCAGUGCCUAACAAAGGACGAUACCAUAUAAUCAACAAUAUUAAAGAUACGACCCAAAACAGUUUCUAGUUACAAUUAAUUAAGAUUUAUUAUGUCUUAAGAUAAUUAUAAAAUAAAAUAAAAUUACAAUCUUCAACUUACAGUAUGGCAGAUGUCGUACCGGUACACAGUUAAUACAAUUAGAAAUAAUGAUGCCAAUAAAUAAUGCGAAAUAAACACAUAAGUAGGAGCACACAAAUACACAAAGAAUAAAACACGCCUCGUAAUGUUAAGAGAAUCUAUAAGAAAAUCUCCCUCUGUUCUCGUCCGUGCCUGUCAAUCCCUUAAAUAGGUGGGUCUACCGACGCCUCCAGAAGGGCUUAUGACGUGUUGUUUACAUAUCUCGGGUUAAGGAGUAUAUUCCAGAAAUUACCCGGAGACAAUUCUACCCAAUGCGUAAUUGGAAGCGGAUUGUAAACAAGCUACUUCAAAGACCUAAGCCACACCCCUUUGUGAACACAGCGUCUCAUGCGGGGUCAAUCAGAGGGCACGCACGAGAAAUAUUAUGUAAACAAGCUCUCUAUAACAAACAUCUUUAUUAGAAGUCUGGUAAUGAAUUUUUAGUGACUAUUGUGAGUCUCAGUUAUCUGUAUAGUAAAAAAGACUGAACCUUUUUUGUACAUAAUGUCUUAAACUUGUGACAUAGUUAUUUUUGCAUACAAUAGUAUUUCUUGUAAGUUUAAGCCAAGAUCCGGCUUAUAUUUUAAACAAAAUAUUUUUUGAAUAUUUGUUCAUUACAUUAAUAUACCACUAUUUUUUGCUGUUGUCCAUUAGAUCCAUUACAUCUGACUUCAGCAUGCAUUUUUAGCCUUGUCUGUGUUAGUUUGAAAAGGGGUUGGGGGGGGGGGAUUAUGUUGACUUGAUCAUUUGGUGGUGUUGGGAUUUUAGACCCAGAAUGUGGGCACACUCGUGUUACCUGCCUUCUAUUUCUUAGACUGAUUAUAUGUUUCAUCAGUCAGCAAGCAUUAAAAAGAAAAAUGGACUGACUCUCUUGAACCAUACCUCAAUUUUUAUGUUUCAUUUCAUGUUAUGUGUAUACCUUCUUCUACUCUUCAGGCUCGGGUUAGGGAUCUGCGAGUAUUUAAGACCACUAAUGCAUGGCAUGGCUUUAUUAUGUCUUGAGACUGCACUGUUAGCAGUAAAACCUUAAAAGGAUGCAUUUAGAAAUUAUAUGCCCACUGAAUUUUUUACCAAGUACUUAACUCUUUCGCUGCGGAAUUUUUUCAUCGAAAAAAUGUACAUUUUUUUCGAAGAGCGGAAAAAGAGUGAGAGGUUGGGUUUAUUAAAAAAUAUUUAAAAUAUUAUUCUUUGGUUUAUAAGACUAAACUUAGUAUCAAAUGAAAGGUAAUUGAAAGGACUAUAUAUUUGUACACUAGUUUCUACAGUAAAAUGUGAAAACAUUUUAUGCUAAACCAUUUUUCCCCAAACCUAAUGAUAUACGCAUACCUCAUCUUCAAUUCUAUAACUCAAUUCCUCUAAAACUACUACCAUCGGAAUCAUGCAAUGUAUCUAAAUAUAAAUUAUCUUCGCUGUCAAAAGAAAUAUUAUAAAACAAUUUCAAAGCGUUUUUUAACUGUUAAUCGUCUAGGAAACUUACCUACUAGAGCCUGGGUAGCCAUAGCAACAGUAAAAAAAAAAAAUGCGAAGAAAAUCGUCGAAAUAAUGCUUAUAAAUAAAUAAGCCUUGGUUUCGAUUGUAAACAAUGAAGUGCCACUCUUCUAUGUAAAAAUCUUAUUUAAAAAUAGCUCUUAAAAAGUUUAACUGAGAAAUAGCAAAGAAAGAAACAUGAUAUUGAAACAACGCACAGCGCGUUGGUCCGUGCUUUUGAGAACGGCGGAAGAACGCAGUGUGCGUUGUUCCGCAUCGAAAGAGUUAAAACUACUCUAUUAACUUAUUCAGUUUUUACUGAAAAUUUUGCCUUACUGUGAUGAAACUUUGGACUAGAGUCACUGAAUCUAUGUGAUGUUUCAUGUGUCUUCUGAACUUUGGCUGAAUUUUAACCUAUUACCUUGUGAAAACCUGAUGCUGAUAAGCCACUGUUUCAUUUGUGCUUAACUCUUCUUAUUUUUAGAGUAUGGUGCCUAUAGUCAGCAACCAGCUGCAGGACAAGGGGGGUAAGUUGUGGAUCACAUUUUUAUAUUUCUUUCUGGUAUUUGCGCAGAUUAUAGCUCUCUUUUGCCGUAAAAUAUUAAUUUAAUUCUCAAAAUUGCCAUUGAACACUACCAUUGCGCUCUCUUAACUUAUGUUCACCAAAUACUGAUAUUGGUAGCAAUAAAAAUAAACACUUAGCUGAAAAAAUAAACACUUAGCUGUAGUGUAGUAUCAGAGUGGAGUGAUUAUUAACGUCUAGUUACAUUGAAUGGCCAUGAUCAUUUUCUCUUCAAAUAGGGGCUUGGCAAAUAGACCAUUAUACUCAAUUUUUAAAUGAAAAUAUUCAUUUGCAAACUUUUGAAAUAUCUUCUUUGCAGAUAUAACUAUGGUAGCUAUGGUGCUGCCGAUACUGCCUAUGGUGGUCAACAAGGUUAUGCACAGCCUGCUGCAGGGGUGAGGUUGUUUUUUUGUUUUUUUUGGUGGUGCAAUUUUUUUAAAUAAUCGUGUGGUUUGUAAUUAUAUGUGCCCCUUCUGUACAAUUAGAUGUAACUUUCUAAUUGAAUAAGACUUAAAAGAUGUAUAAUUUCAAUGGAGUUUUGGAGCUUUUCCUUUUAUUUGCACAUACAGGGCUACGAACAACAAACACAGCAAGCUUACACUGGAUAUGACCAAAGUGCUUAUGGAGGGGGCGCUGGAGCACCUCCUGCUCAAACUCAGCAACCUUCACCCUAUGGUGCCCAAGCUCAGGCUCAAUCAGCAUAUGGUACAUUUUGUUUGUUAAAUUGAUUUUUCACAUUAUAAAAAUUCGGUUUGCUUAGUAAUUGUGUAUUUAGAAUGUUUGUUUCAGUACAUACUUGUGCAGUUAUUUUCUUUUGUUUUGUUGGAAAUUUUUUACUUUUGAGAAUAUUUAUUUUCAUUAUUCAAGGUGGUAGUAAUGUGCCCAUGGGUUAUGGACAACAAGGAAGCUAUGGUCAACAGGGAGGGGAUAUGUCAGGGGCUUACAGUCAAGGAGGUAAAGUACUCUUCAAUAUUUACUGUAAUUAAUUUUUUUCUCCCUUUUUGCUUACAAUUCAAUUUGUGUUUACAAUUUGCUCCCUUGUCUUUUUUCAGGGGGCUAUGAUCAAUCAGCCCAACAAGGAGGAGUAGCAGGUGGUGGUUAUGGUCAAACAGGUGGGGCUGGCACUGAUCCUUACGGUCAAUCUAGUGGAUAUGGAGCUCAACAGGGAGGAUAUGGUCAGCAGGUAACAUCAACUGGUUAUUUGAAAACACUUCCUAUUUCUGUCCUGUUCAGUUUAAAAAAAAAAUUUGUUUCUAUUGAAUAUUACAUGCAAUUAUUGUUAACAUUUUCAGCAACAAAGUCCAGCUGGAUUCGGAGGUGGCGGCAAUGGUGGUUAUAAUCAAGGUGGAGGAUUUGGAGGUGGUGGCAGCAGUGGAGGUGGGGGUUUUGCCGGUCGUAAGUAGUUCAAUCUUAUCAAUCAGAUUAUUUGCAUAACUUUCCUGAAUUUAGAGGGAAAUGUACCCUAACGUCAAGCUUGUAGUUGAUAGUGAGUUUUAUAUGUCUUUUUAAAAUGGAAAGGAUAAAGAGUGUAUGUUUACCUUGAUUUUAUACUCAUGAUGAUACAGUUCAUUCCAAAAGAAUGGGAUUGAUUUUAGUUUCCUAGUUUUCCAGCCAUAAGUUAGUUGGGUUUUGUCUUGCUUUUCUAUUUUUAAUACAUAACGGUAUGGUUAAUUACUUUAUUGAUUUUUGUUCAAGUAAUCAUUUUUAUCUCAUUGUAAUUGGGGGUAGUUAAUUUUGCUGUUUGAUAGAUUCUUGGUGAAUACACUGAUAUUUCGGUUGUUAAUAGAAACAGUACGAGAAAAUGUACUUGUUUUUAUGUAAUCAGGUGGUCAAAGAGGCAAUGAUGGAGGAUACAACCAAGGAGGCGGUGGUUUUGGAGGAGGUAGAGACUACAUUGAGGGUAGUGAUAGAGGAGGUUUUGGGGGUGGCCGUAAGUAGCUAGUCGCGGAUUGUUUCUAUGCCUAGCCUAGGAUGGGACUGGUUAAUUCCAUAUUUGCUUAUUUUAUAGAUACAAACAAUAUAAGCUGCUAGACACGUUUAAGGUUCUUUAUGGUGCUGUAUUCCAUUGUGUAAAUGUAAACAUUUUAAUUUCUAUCAGGUUUUAACAUCUAGAGUCAGCUUUUAUUGUUGGCAUAGAAAAAUUUUGGGAAGUUCACCUUUUAAUUGUUAUGUUCCCACAGGUGGAAGAGGGGCUGAACGUGGUGGUGCUGGAGUUAUUGCGGGUGGGGCAUAUGGGUAAGUUUGUCUUUUCUAUUUAAAUAUACUACAUAGUCUCUGCAAGUAUUAGUUUCACUGGGUUUUUUAUGGUGCAAUUUGACUAUCUUAGUGUUACCUGUAAGAAAAUUAAACGUUUAUUUACUUCUAUUUACUGAGAUGCUGGUAUUAUAAACUAAGACUUGAAAAGGAGGAGAAAUCUUGAAUAACAUAACAAAGUGGUUCUUUCUAAGACCAUUAAUAGAUAAUGGUCAUCUUCGGAUGGUUUAUUUUGAGUGAGUGUAAUCUGACAAUGCAAUAUAAUGAUACAUUACUCUUGUUUCAAGCAGGUAUUUUACUUUAUUUAUGGGUUUUAUAAUGGAGAAGGUUUAGGGUGAAAAUAUGAAUACAAUGAUUUACUUUGGUGUACUCGUGAAGUCCAAUGGUUUAUUACUGACAACAAAAGGUUUCCAAAGGGAGGUUGUUACUUGUGUAAUUUAACAGGUUUUGCGCCAUGACAGAGGUUUAAUUAUUUUUGAAAGCCUAAUUGUGGCAUAGAUGGUUUAUUGUUUUGUUAUGUGGCUCUGAUUGUCAUUAGUUGAGGGUAAUGUGUAUUAUGAACAUGUUCUACUGGUUCCUGGUCUGCGAGCCUCUAAACUGGUUGGUCAAACGUCCUAUUUCUAAACUUGUAUUUAUAUUUUUCUAUUUUGUUAAAAUUAUUUUAUUUUAAUUAACAAAGCCAAGAUGUAUACAUCGAGAAAAAGAUUAUGCUGCUUUAUUUUUACACUGAAUUGGUAGGCCAACAAUGAAACAACUUUUUUUUGUUUGAAUAUUGUUUUUGUCUGCAACAAACUGCAUUGCUUUUAGUUUAAACCUCAUGUAGCUUGUAUCUGCUGAGUUCAAGGAGCACUGGCCCAGCUACCAGUGUUUUAACCCAGCAAAAAUAUAUAUACAUUUGUAAAUUUGCAUCAACCUUGGCAAUUAUACAUUUGAAUGUUAUUUCCUCUUUUACAAAAAUAAUUUUCAAACCUAGACAACUUAUAAAGACGGUAAGUUUACAACAUGAAGCAUACUUGUUUUUUGGUCAACCAAAACCAUGCUCUGAUGUGUAAAAAAUAAAUUAAAAAAAUUGUGUCCUGAAAAAUACAUGUUUGCUUAAGUGCAAAUAAAAGGUGAUUUAUACAUUUUGAUUAAAGUAUCAAGUAAAUGCUUACAAUCUGGUUAUUGUAUAUAUUCUUGUGUAGCUUAUAUUGGUAGCCCUAUUGGUAAAUGGCCUUUGGCUCUACUCCCAGCAUACCAAAUCUCCUCCAGUAUUCCCCAACUUUUGGAUAAUAUGUAUGUCAUCGAGCAAAAAUUGCUUGCUGAAGUCAGAUGUACAGGGCUAUCUUUGUGCUGAAUAUGCUACUGAGAAAUGCCUCGCAUAUCGGAAUUAAGUCCUAGCUAAUUUAGGGAAUGCUGUAACAUGUCAAUCUAAGAAAUCGCUCAUUGCUACUGCAUUCUUGUUUUGGUGACGUUUAAAUUUAGCUCAAUUUAGUUAACCUCAACGCCUGGUUGAAACAUGACUAAAUUAGCAUGAUGUAGGUAUUUAUUUUUUGCUAUAAAAACACCACAGUAAUUUCUUAAAACAAUGGGAAAUGCCUUUGUUUUAAGUUGAUUGAAAUACUACGGUAAUGUAAUUGUGUUGUAUAUUUAUUUGUAUAUUUGAAAAUUACAAAAUUUUGAUGUUAUGAUAUAUCAGAGCCACAAAGCAGUACAAUCAUUCCCCUGAGGUUUUUUGGUUGUUAUUUUAUGUGAUUAUUGCUCAGCCGUGUAAUAUACAGGUGUGUAAUAGAACCGGCAUAUUUAACAUCAAGUGUUAUCAAACCACUUUUUUUAAAAUUACAUCUGAGUGGGUUGAGUAUAUUAAUAUUCUGAUGAGGGUCCUCAAAGUGGUUAUUUGCACAUGGGGGAAGCAGUAGUAUAUUUAGCUUUGCUCUAGCUGUUCUGCGACAAUGGCACCAAGGGCAACAUGACUUAUGUGGGCCUGCAGUUGCUAACUUCUACAUGAAUCUUCAUUCCAGCGGCAGUCGAGGUGGAGGUGGAUUCAACAAAUUUGGAGAUAGGGGUGGUAAGUCCCAUGGUCCGUACAGGGUCUACUUGAAUUAUUUUCUGUAUUCCCAAAGGCCACUUUUAAAUCAGUUAAUUAGAAAAUUAUUUGGAUGUUACAACUGUCUGCCUGUUGUCUCUGUCACUUGUUUAAUAUUAAAAUCCGUUGCCCAUCAUCCCCCUCUUUCCAGGUUUAAUUAAUCUAUAAAAUAGUUUGUUGCAAAUGACUAGUAAAUAUAAAUUUGGUUGACUUCUGCCCCAGUUUUAUUCAUAAUUAGUGUGUAAUUUUUAAAUUCCAUUUGUUUGUUGAUCUUUACUAUGAUUAUAACAAGACGUGAGAAAAAGGUGGUUUUACAUUUUUACAAUAUGUUGUAUUCAUACAAGAAUUGCAUUUGGGAGGGAUAACAUUUGCAAAGUGGUUAGCAGUAUCCAAUUCGAUUUUGUUAAGACAGUUUGUUGGUUAAUGCCAAGCUUUGCUGUACUUAGUGCAACACCCUUUAAGUUACAUACUACAGUUCAGCCCUUUCCUGUAUGAUAUGCUCCCUGCAUAUAUAUAUUUAUUCUUUAUACACUGGUUGUAUUUGAAUCCAAAACACAUCCAAUCUGAAUAACACAAACAAGGCUAAAGUAGGUGUAUUAACUUAUAUAUUUUUUUUUCUUCUUGAAGUCCUUGAACCAUUUCAAAUUUUGUUUCCGUUAUUGAAUUGAGUAAUGGUUUUCUUGUUUUACCUAAAUCAGACUGGAAGUAAAAAAAAUAAAUUUGAAUGUAUGGAUAUGAUAAUACAUAAACAUGUGUAAACAUUUUCAGUGUGGGUUAUAAUUUUAGUACUUGCACAUGACCUGUAAUGGUUUCAGUGUUCCUGAUAUCUUUCUUACUUUGGUUCAUGGAAAGUAAAAUACUGGUUUAUAUUAAAAAUUGCUGUGUAGAAAUGGAUGAGAUUCAAUGACUGAAUGGUUAUUAAGAUAUUUGAGUAUAGUACACCUUUGUUCAGUUGUUUCUGAACAAGACACUCAAGGUUAUCAUUGGUGGAAACAUGUGACGAGAGCAAAUUUUACACAUUAUUUAUCAAAGGAUUUUUUUUUGUUAAGUGCAUGAUUAUUUUCUUUUUAAUGAAUUGCUUACAUGAUUAGCUGGGUUUUGGUUGUCAGUACUUACUUUUAAAAGGGUUGUUACUUAAAAGCUAUCUUAAGAGCUUUUGAUACUUAACAUGCAAGUAAUUUUCCAUCGAUAUUGUACUUUCACUACCCAAGCCUGUGGUACACCUUGUGUUAUAAAGAUUAUGGUCUGGUUGUCAAAUUUCUGUGGUGUAAUCCCUCCUUACCCUAUCCUGUCACAAAGUCCCAUCAUGUGGUGCCGCAGGUUAUAUUAUUGGCCAGUCCUGUGCCAAUGAAUUUAAAUUUAACUAAUUUCAUUGCUAAACACAUACAAAUAGAGCUGAAGGUGUGUUUUUACCGCUGUCAUGUUGGACUCUGCAAAAGCCUAAAAAAAAUAUUGAACUGUUUUUUUAAUUAUAAAGUGAAUUAGAUUUUAUUCAUUUUGCCUGUGGUAAUAAUGAUAGUGUAGCAAAAUGAAUAGAGUAUUGUUAAGCAUUUGAAAAAUAAAUAGGACCCGACAUACUUUGUGAGUUGAAGGCAGAAAAAGUUGCAAAGGUACUUGCUGUUUCAAGGUCUUGGUCACCUUACACAUUUUACGGAAUUCACAAAUUAAUACCGUAUGAUUCCUUGUCCAUAUUUUGAGAAUAUGUAUGCUUAUCUGGGCCUCUGUAUUUAUUUGCUAUGAGUUUCUGUUAUUUUAAUCGAUGAAACAAUUUUCGCAGCAUUGUAAAGCGGUGAUAAAACUAAAGUGAUGCAUACUUUAAACAAUUGUCAUUAAUUGGUAUUUAAAUUUAUUUAAAACACACAAAAAAAUUGUUUUUAAUAAUCUGGAGCAUCAAGCAAAUUAAUAUGGUUAUUUAUGCACUGGGCUCAAAGUAGUCCUUGACAAGAAAUCACUUGGGUAGAGGAAAUGGGUUGUCAAAAGCCGUCCUUUUUUAAAAAGUGGUGUGUAUUUCAGUUCAAUAACUGACACGAAUUCUAAUAAUAGUAAUAUUGCGUGAUAUGCUGGGAUUCUCGUAGUUAAUAAUUCAAAUGUGACUGAAAUGUUACAUUCCACAUUAUUAUUAUUCAGUGGUGUGUGUGUUCUUGUUACUACCUAGGUGCUCUUUUAAACAUAAGAGAAUUCAAUCGUAUUUAAUAUUAGUUUCAAGUGAUAUAUAUUUGUGAUGUUCCUUUUCUUCCUAUUUCAACUUAAAAAAUUUAUUUGCAGGACGAGGUAGUGGCCCAGGAAGUGACCGCAGCAGCAGUGGUGGAAGUUAUGGUGCCGGGAGAGAUAUGGAAGUGCAGCAGGAUACAAUAUUUGUAUCUAACAUGGGACAGGAUGUUUCUGAAGAGCUUCUUGUGCAGCACUUUGGCAGUAUUGGAGUAAUUAAAGUUAGUUUAUAUUAGUCUUUGCAUAUGCAGUAUAACUCAAAGCAUACUUGGCAGGUUAAGGAUUCUGACUGCAAACUUGAAGAUAUCCAGGAUAUGUAGUUACUUUUUUUAUCCCUCUUCCAGACAGACAAGAAAACGAAUACGCCCAAGGUUUGGAUUUAUAAAGAUAAAAUGACCAACAUGCCUAAAGGAGAAGCCACUGUGACUUUUGAUGAUCCAGAUACUGCAAAAGCUGCUAUUGAUUGGUUUGAUGGUAGGCUGCUUGAUGUAUUAAACUAAUUUGUUGAGGAUUUUAUGUUUAGAAUGUAUGUAUUCACUUGUCCACAUCAGUCUCCUUGAUUUCCUGGUUUAGCAGAAUUUGUAUUAAAUGCCUUCGUUUAGAGGUAAAGAAAGGCCCAGAUCUUUACUUAUGCCCCAAAAAUGUCACUAUUAUGUUAGAUUAUUAAUUUUAUAAGACAAUUGUGUAGACUUAAGUUUUGAACAUAUUUUUCAGGCAAAGAUUUUAAUGGCCGCACAAUUAAAGUAGAAUUAGCACAAAGACAGCGCAGUGCAUUUGGUCGUGGGGGUGGUAGAGGAGGUGGCGGCAGUGGUGGUCCACCAGGAAGAGGAGGUAAGUUACUUCAACUGUUGCAUUUUUUUUUAACUCGAUUUUUUUUCAUUGGUGUAUUUUUGUUAGUCUUGGUGUGUGAUAACAAAACAUUUAGUCAUAAUUUACACAAAAGAGCUGGAUAAUGUUUAUUUUUUACAUUUACACAUUCACAUUUGUUUACAGGUGGUGGAUUUGGUGGAAGAGGAGGUGGUGAUCGAGGGGGGAGAGGUGGUGACCGUGGAGGUAAUGCAUAUUGAAAAACAUUUUGGAUCCACAUCUUAAAUGUUCUAUAAUAUUUGCUAUCUUUUUGUUAUCAAGAUAUAAUAAUAAUCUUUGCUAAUGAAUAAAACUUAAAUUUUUCAGGAUUUGGAAGUAAUGGAGGUGGUGGUGGCGGCGGUGGUGGAGGUGGAAGCAGUGGGGGUCCAGUAAGGGAAGGUGAUUGGACAUGCCCUGUUGAGUAAGUUGCAUACAUUUUUUUGUAGUGUGUCAUCUAAUCCAAAGUAGCCUUUGUAUUGCUUCUUUUUAAUAUUUUCUAAUGUUUACAUUUACAUGCAAGCUAUAGGAGUUUCUUCAUGAUUUAUAGCUCCAUCAUUGUGGACAAUUAAAAUCUAAGCAUUGAUUACAUUCUUAACAUAAAUUAUGUAUGCUCCUUCUCAGUGAUUGUGGAAACACUAAUUUUGCUUGGAGGGAUUCAUGUAACAGAUGCCAUGCUCCUCGCCCUGGAGGUGGUGGUGGAAGUGGAGGUGAUGACAGAGGUAUGUUUGCUAGUGUAUCAUUUGUUUUUACAGAUUGUUUAAACGUUAAUUGUAGAUUUCAAGGUCAUUUUAUUGGGGAGAGUGAGCAUUUUUCAUUCUCAUAUUUGUUGGUAAUUUUACUUUGUUGAUUUACAUUCAUACUUGUGAAAGGUCUUGCUUAACAUGAUCUAGUAACCAGUUAUAUAAGUUUAAGAUGUCCUAUGCAUUAGUCAGAUAAUUAUAACUUCUUUUGACAUCUUUAUUUGAACUUAUUUAGAUACUUAAUAAUUUUUUAAAACACUUUUUAAUAAUUUAAAUUGCAGGUCGUGGCAGGGGAAGAGGCGGAGGCUUUGGUGGACGCGGAGGUGGUGACAGAUUUGGUGGGGGUGGACGUGGAGGUGGUGGAGGAGGAGGAGGAGGAGGAUUCCGUGAUAGAGGAGACCGAGAUGGUGGUGACAGGGGUGAACGUGGAGGUUUUAGAGGCGGGCGUGGUGGUGAUCGGGGAGGUCGUGGAGGAGGUGAUAGAGGUGGCGGUGGAAGAGGCGGUUUUGACAGGUUCGUACCCAUUCUUUUAAAGAUUGAUUUUAAAAUUUUUGUGUUAGUAAUUUCUUUACUUUAUAUAUUCUGCCUGAUCUUAUAAUGUUUCUAGAAAUAUAUUAAUUCAAGUUUUUUUUAAAUAUAAACAUUUUGUGCUUUUGCAGAGAACGAAAUGAUAGAAGAUCACGGCCCUACUAAUUCUGCUCAGUGUCAUGACGGCUCUUGUAUUAUUGAUUGUAAUUAUUCCUUUAAAAUGCCUAUAGUAUUUUAUUCUGUGAGAAUGAUUGAAAUUAUGAUUUACCAAUUUUUAUGAGGACCCAAAUGUAAACAAUGUUUUUAUCUAGAUGAGAAACAAUAAUUGGAUAUAUUGUUUUUUUUUAAAUCUUAGUUUUGGUAUAACUUCUGAAUGUUAUGAUGGGAUGAGUAUUUGAUAUUUGUAUGUCAUAAAUCAUGUUUGAUCAUUGCUUAGUACAACUUGUCAUUUUCUUUUAAGUUUCAUUUUGUGAAGCUUCUUCUUUUCAUCUUGGGUCCAUUAUGAAUAAAUAUGUACAAAAAUGUCUUGAUUACCGU
Messenger RNA from Lymnaea stagnalis (great pond snail), 14325 nucleotides. NCBI's taxonomy places the organism in Eukaryota, Metazoa, Mollusca, Gastropoda, Lymnaeidae. The record is from the annotation of a GenBank genome assembly.